Messenger RNA from Puma concolor (puma), 687 nucleotides. The record is from RefSeq and is a predicted model, not a curated record. NCBI's taxonomy places the organism in Eukaryota, Metazoa, Chordata, Mammalia, Carnivora, Felidae.
AUGUUUGCCAUCCAGCCAGGGGUAGCUGAGGGGGGCCAGUUCCUGGGGGGCCCGCCUGGAGUAUGUCAGCCUGAGCUCCAACCAGACAGCAACUCCAACUUCAUGGCGAGUGCCAAAGAUGCCAAUGAGAAUUGGCAUGGGAUGCCAGGCCAGGUGGAGCCCAGCCUGAUGAGAGGCUCCUCUGAGUUGUCCUCUGACAACCAGGCCUUCCAGGCCCCUGGACUCCCUGAUGGGGAGGUCCGCAGCCCACCAGAGGGGGCAGAAAUCGCCAGAGCUGAGCUGGAGAAGAUGAGCGGCGCCAGCACAGUCUGCUCCCCUCUGGAGGACAACGGCUAUGCCAGCAGUUCCCUGAGCACCGACAGCCCCAGCAGCAGCCCUGAGCCUGUCUGUGGGACCCCUCGAGGCCCAGGCCCUCCAGAUCCCCUUCUGCCCUCAGUGGCCCAGGCUGUGCAGCAGCUGCAGGCUCAGGAGCGCUACAAAGAGCAGGAAAAGGAGAAGCAUCAUGUGCACUUGGUGAUGUACCGUCGCCUGGCCCUGCUGCAGUGGAUCCGGGGCCUGCAGCACCAGUUGGUUGACCAGCAGACCCGUCUGCAGGAGAGCUUCGACACCAUCCUAGACAACCGAAAGGAGCUUAUCCGUUGUCUCCAACAGAGGGCGGUCCCAUCCAGGCCCCAGGAUCAGGGCUAA